Penicillium mononematosum is the source of this 957-nucleotide messenger RNA. Its product is annotated as DUF1183 domain protein. Bases 1 to 957 code for a protein of 318 amino acids. Gene Ontology annotation, biological process: regulation of store-operated calcium entry. The transcript has a single exon. Lineage: Eukaryota; Fungi; Ascomycota; Eurotiomycetes; Eurotiales; Aspergillaceae. Gene Ontology annotation, cellular component: endoplasmic reticulum membrane. The record is from RefSeq and is a predicted model, not a curated record.
AUGCACACUCUCCCCAAACUGGCAAUCACAGCCUUACUUCUCAUCUCACCAGCGACAUGUUUCUCAAACUCAAAACCACCAGGCAAAGAUGCCAUCCUAUUGUCGAACGUGCAAUCCCUAACACUACGCGCCCACCGCAUGACCAGCGCACGGCGCGUCUCUCCAAUCCCACAACUCAGCUGCACAGGCCCAUCAAAACGAAUAUGCAACCUCUACCAGCCUGAAACAAUGCGCUGCACAAACCAAGGCUAUGACUACGACGUCGAAGACGUGCAGUGGACAUGCACCGCAGACCUGCCGCCGGAGUUCAAGCUCGGCGCAACAGAUGUUAUCUGCGAGGGAUACCGGAACGCUGAUGAUAAGUGGGUGUUAAAGGGGAGUUGUGGGGUUGAGUACCGGCUGCUCUUGACCGAGGCCGGGGAGAAGCGGUUUGGCAAGAAAGGCGGUGAUGCAGAGUGGGAUUGGACGGGCAGGAGCCGGUCUGGAACUGGGGUUCAGAAGAUCAUGGCUGUGCUUGGGGACUUGAUCUUCCUUGGAUUCAUCGCUGCUGUUUUCAUUAUGAUCUUAUGGCCUAUAUUGGCGCAAAUUCUCGGAUGGGGGAAUCGGCGAGGCAGGGGUGCGGGUCAGGCCCCGGGGUGGGGCGGCUUCUGGGGAGGUGGUGGUGGCGGUGGAGGAGGAGGAGGAGGUGGAGAUGAUCCUCCACCUCCGUACAGCAGUUUCGAUCCUUAUAAAUCUGCUGAUCAUCAGCAGGGCUGGAGGCCGGGUUUCUGGACUGGUGCGUUAGGCGGUGCUGCAGCAGGUUAUCACAUGGGGAGACGGGCUGAUAGUGGAUCGCGAGGUGGCAUGCCGAUGGGCAGAUUUGAUGGAUAUGACCCAGGUGAAGGCAGCUCGCGCUCGCCGCCGCGGUUUUCGUCUCCGACUGCUAGUACUGGGUUCGGGUCGACAAGGCGUAGGUGA